Molecule: messenger RNA, 1140 nt
Organism: Phaeoacremonium minimum UCRPA7
Lineage: Eukaryota; Fungi; Ascomycota; Sordariomycetes; Togniniales; Togniniaceae
Product: putative rna polymerase ii mediator complex component protein
Exons: 1
Coding region: 1-1140 (379 amino acids)
Source: RefSeq, a predicted model, not a curated record
AUGUUAGCACCACGCCCGCCAGCAGGCGACCUAGAACACUUGCCUGAGCAGCAGAGCCUCGCCAGCGUUGGACAAGUGUCCAUCUCGGAUUUGUUCCUCGCGACACUCUCGGAGCAGAACGAAGCCGCAGCGUCCCAGUUAUCUGUCGCACCAGAGGCAUGGUAUCAGAAGAGCAAUGAAAACCAGACCCUCACAACGGCAACUACUAAUCGUUACGCCGAGCCUGAGUUGUCAUGGUUUCUCACUCCAGAUUCGUGGGAGAUCCAAAAAGACUGGACAUCUACUCCGCCACCUCCGUCUUCCCUCUUCAGGAGUUUCGUCACAGCCAUUCGUGGCUGGCUCCGAGAUUGGGCUGUGCACGGCAAUAACAUCUUCAUUCACAAGGAGUUAUAUCGAUCAGAUUUACCAUGCUAUCUAGAGGACGCGUACACGACUCUCGUCGCGUAUCGAGCCAAGACCGAGGAAACAGAAGACAUGGUGCUGCAGAUCGUUGAGAAUCGCACCACAGGCCUUUGCCAGCAGUCGGUCCUGCUGGAGGAGGUCGAGUCGCUCGAUACAAAAGCUCAUCUCGCUCGCACCCAAGCAUUACUGGUGUACACCCUGAUCCGUCUCUUCGACGGGUGCCCCCGACAGCGAGCCCUGGCCGAGGAUACACUCUGCACCCUAAGCCAGUGGUGCCACCAAAUGCGCGACGCCGCCGUCACAGAGGCGCCGCGGCUCUUUGAGCAGCUGACACUGCUCCGGCCCGGCGAGGACGGCGGCGGCGGCGGCGGCCGAGGCGCCCUCGAACUGGCGACCUGGCGGGCGUGGAUCCUCUCGGAGAGCGUGCGGCGGACCUGGAUGCUCGUGUCCUCCACCAUCAACGUCUACGGGUCGAAAAAGAACGGCUGGGCCGGGUGCGGCGGCAUCCUGCUGUUCACGACCCGCCAAGGACUCUGGGAGGCGCCCAGCGCGUGGCAGUGGGCGCAACAGGUGCGGAAGCAGAGCCCACUUUUCAUGGAGAGCAGAAAUGUCAGGCUGCUGAUGGAGGAAGCGUCCCCGGCCGAGACGGACCUCUUUACUAAUCAGCUGCUCUCUGUUGUGCACUCGCCCGAACAGAGAGAUCGCUGGGUGGCCAAGAUGGCCCUGGUUCAGGGCUAG